This is a messenger RNA of Tachysurus fulvidraco (yellow catfish), 1607 nucleotides long. It is a transcript of the gene asb13a.1, whose product is annotated as ankyrin repeat and SOCS box containing 13a, tandem duplicate 1. The coding region runs from base 247 to 1092 and encodes 281 amino acids. Gene Ontology annotation, biological process: protein ubiquitination; intracellular signal transduction; positive regulation of protein catabolic process. Gene Ontology annotation, molecular function: protein binding. The transcript is spliced from 6 exons. The record is from RefSeq and is a predicted model, not a curated record. Lineage: Eukaryota; Metazoa; Chordata; Actinopteri; Siluriformes; Bagridae.
CUUCACUUUAAGAACCCAUAAUUCCGAUCAAGUCGGAUCUCCAGUUAUACGUUUUUUCAUUAUCUAAAUUAAAAGCCUAGUCAUAAACAGCUGCGUGUAUGUAGGAAUAUAUACAUAACUUUUAUACAUGUCAAUUAUUUGUGCUGUUUGAAGCUGCGACCUGAUGGGACUAAACCAUUCAGCGGGGGUGACGGACGGUACCAUUGUGAAUAAUAAUAUUGGCAGUAAUAACACACCGAAUUAAAUAUGGAUUCGUCUGCAGUGAGGACGAGUUUAGCAGAAUUCGGCUUCUGGUCUGAGCAGACGCCGGUGCACAAGGCUGCGUCUAUAGGACAGGCUGAGAAGCUCCAGCUUCUGGUUGAUGGAGGUGCUUCAGUGAAUGCUGCGACAGCCGACAACAUAACUCCGCUUCAUGACGCCUGCAUACAGGAUCACCCAGAGUGUGUUCAGGUUCUUCUGAAUGCAGGUGCACAGGUGGAUGUACGGACUAUUCAUGGUAGCACACCUCUGUGCCAUGCGUGUGCAGCUGGCAGUGUGGAGAGUGUGAGACUGCUCCUGGACCACGGAGCUUCAGUGAAUCCCUCUCUCACGGCCCUUACUGCUUCCCCUCUGCAUGAGGCCUGUAUACGUGGUAAUCAAGAAUGUGUGAAGCUGAUUAUAUCAAAAGGAGCCCUGCUGGAGGCUUUCGAUAUCCACUUUGGGACACCGCUGCACACCGCCUGCGCUAAAGCACAUCUGGAGUGCGCUUUACAGCUGCUCAAUGCAGGCGCCCGCGUGAACGCCACAAAGUUCCAUGAGACGGCUCUGCACCAUGCAGGAAGAGUGGGCCGGGAGGACCUGAUCGAGCUACUGGUGGAGUUUGGUGGAGACGUUAAUGUCAGGGACAACCUGGGACGCAAACCGAUAGAUUACACAAGCCCUGGAUCCACUUCUCACAUCUGUCUACAGCACUAUGAGACUGUGUCGUAUCACACUGAGGCGUGUCCUGGGCACCAGAGCGCUCCAGGUCAUCACCAAGCUAGACAUCUCACGACGCAUCAUCAGUUACCUUUGUUACGAAAAAUACAGCUAAACAUUGAGAGUUUGUGUUAAUGCAAUAAUGAGGAUAAAUUUACUUUAGGUUUAAGGGGGAAAAAAUGCUCGACUGAACAUAGUCAUGCUGUGACCAGCCGCUGCUUGUCCUUAAAUAUGCUAUCAUUGACUUACUGUGCAUUCAUUAAACUGUUUCAUAUAAUGUGCAGAACAUUCAAUCCUUUGGAAAUAAGAGUCUUGUAUUUUAUAACAAAUAAAUAAGUAAUAUAUAAACUCUGUGGUUAAUAAAUGCAUUGUGACAUGAUAUAACAGUGCUGGAUUCAGAAAGACUUUGUCCCCUAAGAUGAGAAAACUUGUCAUUACUGCUUUCUGUAUUUUUUAAGACGGUUUGUUAGAAUACUAAGAUUGUUGUAGAACUGUGGACUUUUAUUCAGCUUGCAGGUUAUUUAUCUUGCCUUUUUUGGUGUCUUUCAAGUAACUUAAUACAUUAAUGAGGCACGUUGAAAUAAAUGAACCAGAGAUUGAAGCCAAUUUGAGCUGCAAAAUUUAAAAUAUUCAACAGAACAACUAUUAUG